Messenger RNA from Schizophyllum commune H4-8, 662 nucleotides. RefSeq lists its product as uncharacterized. Bases 134 to 487 code for a protein of 117 amino acids. Lineage: Eukaryota; Fungi; Basidiomycota; Agaricomycetes; Agaricales; Schizophyllaceae. The record is from RefSeq and is a predicted model, not a curated record. The transcript is spliced from 2 exons.
ACCCGGCUCACUGCCUCUCAGUGGAAUCUUAUCGAUGAUGCGUUUCUGAUUCGUACUCCCAUCCCAUUCGCUCGGCCUCGCGGGCAGCACGAACGUUCAGACGUGCUCCUGCACAAGUUCCAGGCCGGUAUGCAUGCCGUACGCAUGGAAUAUGCAGAGCGGGAGGGCGGUGACACCAGGAUGGAGCAUUUCAGGAGCAGUUGCACAUUGCGCAAUGAAGACACGUCCUCCUGAUCUAUUGGACGCGCUAAGAUCGCCGCCUCGUGUACAGCCGACACCAUCGCCUCGUGCUACGGCGCCUGGAAAGGCUAUAGAACCUUGCACUCAACCUCCCGCAUGCUGUAGAGCAGUACAGAUGAGGAGGCUCGCGACGAGGGGCCCACGCGCAGGUCCGAGUCGAGGAGGAAGGACGUGCGACGCCAUCGACGCCAGGACCAGCCAGGACCAAUCCUCCUUCCCGAUAGGGCGGGCGACAACACGGUUAUGACGUCGACGUGUGUUCUGUGAAGAUUUUUUGGAUCGUUCCUCGGAGCCUGUAUUCGUCGGCACAGCCACCUUGUGAUAUGCUUUAGCCGGCUGGUCGGUCAGGCAGGUACAAAAGCUCGUGCGUCGUGGGGCGCCCGAACGAUUACCCUGCUACUCCCCCACCUGUGGACGCACCG